CACACUGUCGCUCUCUGUGACUCUCUCUCGGCUUCACCUUCCUCGCUUCCUCUCCCUCUCUGUGUGACGCUCGCGCACAGUCCUGAGAGUCGCGCCGACAGCCCGCAGCUCGCGCCGGUUCUUCUCGCUCCACACACCUCGGAUCUUUUCAGGGGAACGUGCGCAGCCCUCGCGCGCUGUUAUCUGCGGCAAAGCGGUGGGACAGUGGAGUGUUUAGCACCGCGCAGACCUCCAGCCUUCACACACACAUACAGGAGUUAUUCUGGGCUCUUUUUCUGCGGGAUUUAAACAGCGAGGACGCUUGGUGUUAAAGGAGCGAGGAAGACUUCUGAAAAAAUGCUGAUUCGUCGGUGGUGGUUGCAGGCUGGUUGCUAGGUCGCAGCUGUCUGUCAAGGCUGACAUGGAGCGAGAGGGCUCGUUUAGGAGGAUUUCGAGGAGUCUCCACAGUAAGCUGAGGUUGGGAGGCGGCUCGUCCUCCAGUCUGACCGACCUCGCGCAGGCAAAAACCUCAGGAGGAGGAGGAGGGGAUAAGGGAGGAACAACUGGGGGACUGGGUGAAGAGUGCAGCAGGGACAGAGGGACCCAGCAGAGGAGGGCCGGGGCCAACGCCACCUGGAACAGCAUCCACAACGCAGUGAUAUCAGUGUUCCAGAGGAAGGAUCUGGGGGAAAAUGAACUCUACACUCUGAACGAAGGUGUCAGGCAGCUGCUGAAAACAGAGCUGGGCUCCUUCUUCACUGAGUACCUUCAGAAUCAGCUCCUCACUAAAGGCAUGGUGAUACUGAGAGACAAGAUCCGCUUCUAUGAAGGUCAGAAGUUGCUGGACUCCCUGGCCGACACAUGGGACUUCUUCUUCUGUGAUGUUCUGUCCAUGCUGCAGGCCAUCUUCUAUCCUGUACAGGGAAAGGAGCCAUCAGUGCGUCAGCUGGCUCUGCUCCACUUCAGGAACAUCAUCACCCUCAACCUGAAACUGGAGGAGGCUUUGUCUCGACCCCGAGCCAGAGUUCCUCCUUCUAUCAUACAGAUGCUGCUAAUACUACAGGGAGUCCAUGAAUCUAAAGGUGUAACAGACGACUACCUUCGUCUGGAGACACUCAUCCAGAAGGUGGUCUCUCCUUACCUCGGGACUCAUGGGCUAUAUUCCAGAGAUGGAUCUUCCAAUUUGCACUGCUCCUCCUGCCUACUAGAGAAGCGUUUGCAGCACUCCUGGCCCUCCAAACCAGGCAACGCCCCCAUCGCCAAGAACCCAGUGGUGCGCUCUAAGAGCUACAACGUUCCCAUGCUGACCCCUGUGGUGGAGUACGAUGGCGACUCCUCCACAGGAAGUGGCACUGCGAUUAGACGACACUCUGUCUCUGAGAUGACUUCCUGUGUGGAGGAGAGCUGCUCUUUGGCCGAAUCCACGACCACUGCCACCAAAAACACCAGCAACACCAGCACACCCAGCCUCACCAGCCACUCCCCAGCUUCCACGGCCUCUGCUGCACUUUCAGACACUGUGACCUCCACCCAGGACCCCCAACCCAGAGACGCUGACAGCCCCGCAGGUCCCCACUCUCUCCAGUCACCGCAUCACUCCCUCUGCAUCCUCCCAGAGCCUUCCCCAGGCACGGACACACACUGCACAGGUUCGCUGGUGUCAGACUCCCCCGCAUCCUCCCGAGUCCUGGCUCAGGACACCAGCUCCGGCCCCAGUCCUUCGUCCAGCCCAGAGAUCAUGAUGCACCACAUCCCGGAGUCUUUGGACUCGGAGCCGGAGCACGAGGGCAUCUUUCUGGACUUCUCACGACACUGUUCUGGAGAGUUGGACACGCAGCAGAGACAGCAGCAGGCGGUGUGUGGCGUGACAAACACACACACACACAUCUAAGGAGAUGUGCACCAAUGCAAACAGUGCCGAGCCAAGAUGACUCCUCACACUCUGCGACACUUCCUGUUGUUCCUAGGAGACUCUAGAUCAUCAGGGAUCCUUUCAAACUAAAAUAUUUUUUUAGAAGGUGUGGUUGCCCAUUUCUAGAAACAAGUCUAACCUCAUCCUGUCUGGUAAACAUAUCAAUUUGACCUUUUUUUUUAAGUGUAUUCCCCCAGUUUGGAAACAUCAGUCCUGGUCUCUCUGUGAAGCUACAAUCACAGUAAUCGCUUGACUUUCAAACUCAGCUAUAGUCAAGUGGUCAUAUCACAGGUCUCUCAAACACAUAGAGCCAGUGAUGAUAACACAUCAGGUGCACGUGCUGAAAUGAUUUAAUUGCUGUCAGAUAUCUCUUAGGGCUAUCUGGCUGUUGAAUUCAAACUUUUUUUAACACUUUAAAUGUUAAAGAAACUCUCCAGUCUGACCGGUGAUGCUUCUUUAUUGUUGGUUGAACCUCAACUUAUUUUAUUAAUUGAUGAUUAAAAUAUUAAUUUGAA
Epinephelus lanceolatus (giant grouper) is the source of this 2406-nucleotide messenger RNA. The record is from RefSeq and is a predicted model, not a curated record. NCBI's taxonomy places the organism in Eukaryota, Metazoa, Chordata, Actinopteri, Perciformes, Serranidae.